UGUUUCCCGCGCUUUCGCCGAUUCUGGUUUGCGUACGCGACAACUAUCUGACUUGGACAAGGCCAUCGUUCUUUUGAUCUGGAAUCUAAAAGACACGCUACGGUCAUUGUCGCUCGAUAUCAAUUUGUUUGAUUAUAAUCAUCUUGAUCCGAUCGGUCUGAUACUUUCCCAAGCCCUCUACCGCAGUGACUCACACAGUUCUGCAGCCUCUUCGGCGUUUGCCCGUUUGGAACAUGUCGAGUUCUAUAGUGGGGAACUCACUUCAAUAUUCGAUCCUUUGUCAAGUUGGCAAAACAAAAGGCAUCAGAUAUUGCCACGCAUCGCCUUCCUCAAGGUGUUCGAGUUGCCGUCUGUGAAAUCGCUGGGUUUUCACUUCUUCUCGGAACUUCCUGGGCCGCCUGGUAAAGUAGACGUUCAAUGGCGUGGAGAUGACCUCAGCAAGAUAUGCCCCCGUGAUGAAGACACCCUAGGCUCCGAGAAAAAAUGCUCUUGUAAGGAGUACUUCCGUCAUCAUCUGAUGCGCUUUCACCAACCAUACGUCUGCGAUCUCACCACCUUGCACCUGAAGAAAUGUAUUGCCCGCCCUCGCACUCUAGGCCGGCUCAUCGAGCACCUUCCGCGUCUUACCACGCUGGAGUACGAUUAUAUCUGUACCUUUUCGGAAGCUCCGCUAGAUUGCGAUCGUUUGCGCAGCGCUCUCCUUCCACUCCGCCACACACUCAAACACCUGGCUGUUAGAUUUCGCCUGUAUGAUUUCUACGGAUAUGAACCUGGGGAUCCUUUAUGUAAGGGCAGCUUGGGCCCUUUACGCGCAUUUGACGCCCUAAUCUCUCUCGAUACGCCCCUCGCCAUUCUCUACGGUCACGCAGAGAAAGUUAAUGAUCCACCCCUCACGGAGAUGCUGCCCCCGUGUCUUCAAAAACUCACUAUUCUAGACGAAAUAUGGGGGGACAAUGAGUUCAUAUGGGAUGAAUUGCAAUUUUAUCGAGUACUACGGGCAUUUUUUACGGGGGAGAAAGUAAUGGAAUGUUACAGCCCUGAUGGGGAAAGGUUUUCUCCGCCAAGUUAUCUUCUGGAGGAAGGCGGGGAGCCAGGUUGGAAGGAAGCUACCCCACAGCUCAGCGAGUUUGUGUUGGACAAAGAUUGGGCAGCCUACAGUGAAUCUGUUUUCUUGAGUGCUGUCGAACAGGAGGCUGGUAGACCAUUGAAGCUGGAUGUGGAGAGACAAGGUAUUCGAUAUAGCUGCUUGUAUCACCAUCGUGAUCCUUGA
Messenger RNA from Periconia digitata, 1270 nucleotides. Lineage: Eukaryota; Fungi; Ascomycota; Dothideomycetes; Pleosporales; Periconiaceae. The record is from the annotation of a GenBank genome assembly.